AUGGCGACUGAACGUUCCCUGGCGGCCCUGCUGCGGUCACUCCAGAUCGCUGCGGAGCCCGAAGAUGCCUACGCAUUACUCCCGGCCUCGACCAGCUUCUUAUCGAUCCUCACGAACCCGUUAAAUGUAACGCUGCUGUCCUCUCAAUUGCUCACGUCUCCUGCGAUCUGGAAUCACCCCGUCGACUUACAAACGUGCCGCCGGAUUCUAAGUGUCUACAAUACGGCCGCCAUCGGUAUCUUGCAGAACGAGGCAGCAGAAGAGCCAAGGACCCCUUAUGCACCACGACGAGGCCUCGAGCGGGAAGCAUGGGUGAAGGCUGUGGUCAACGGAGCGGACGAGAAAUCUCCGCGAUGGAGGCAUCUGCUGUUGCUCGGCGGCGUCUUGCUCGGAUUCGAGGGACAGAACAGGCAGGGACUGCCGUCGCGAAUCCGCAGCAAGGUCGAGUCUGCCCUGGUUAAAGCGACGCAGUUGGCGCUCCAGGAGAGCGAGCCGCUAGAUGGGAUAGCAGGACACUGCAUCACCAUGGUUCUGAAUUAUACUUUCGAGCUGCUGUCGGAUUGGCAACGGAGCCAGCUGGAUUAUGACCGCCUGCUGCCGAUAAUGGUGCAGGCAACAUACUUCUCCGGCGAAGGACUAGACCAUGCAUAUUUUCUAGGCGCCAUCGACCGUGAUGUUGUUGAGGCUCCUGGCAAGAAGUUUAAAUGGUCGUCAAAGUCAACGACGUACAAUCAUGUCAAAGCGAUAUCUUCCAGACCCCUGGUUGCCUCCCUGGGGCCAUUAUCGCGGCUGAUCGCUCAUGCGCUGGAGAAUGUCCGUGAUCCUAAUCUCGUGUCAGACGCGGUCAACUCCAUUUCGGACUUUGUCCGCACCUUGUUGGUUCAAUGGCGCCAGAAUAAAUUGUCUGAGGUCGACCCAUCCGAAGAGACGGAAUUCCUGGAGGAGGAGUCGUUAAAGACAACUAUUCCAGAUCUUUGGCGAUUGCUUCGGGCCUGCAUGUUCUCAGUAGUCAUUAUUUUUCGAGCGGUUCUGGGAAGAGUGCUGAACGAUCCUGCACUUGCUGCUGGCAGCGUCGCCCCGUUCAUUGCAAUGCAAUCUCUACAUAUUCUUCGGAAUCUCUAUUUUAUCACGUCACGCGUCGGCCAAAAUGCCUCCUCUCAGUAUACGUUUGUCAAUCUCGUGGCCAUAGAUAUCCUCACGCAGUAUCCGGAUCUCGCGGAGAACUUUUUGCGGACAAUCAAGCCCGCAGAGUUGGGUCAAAUUCCAGAACAUCCUCUCGAAAGAUGUCUCGACUUGUUCUUCCUCAAUACCGCAGAGCAUUUCACAUUGACUUUACCGCCACAAUCUAACGAGGAGCUUAUCAUUUCGGCUGCGUUGCCCUAUCUCGCUGCUGGUGGUAACAAUGCCCUGCUGGAGAUCUUUGAGGCUGCUCAUAGUGUUGUCCUUGCAGUGUUUGCAGCGCCGCAAAAUGCGGAUGUGGCUGCCAAACAUCUUCCGUUCUACGUGGACAAUCUCUUUGCGGUUUUCCCGCAGAAUCUCUCCGCUCGCCAGUUCCGCCUCGCUUUCAAGUCUGUGGUCCAGAUAACCACGCCUCCCUCGCCCCUUGCCAGUAGCCAACCCCUCCUAGCGUCUACUCUCCUUGAGCUUGUGCAUGAUCGAGCGUAUCAUGCGUCGUCAACCGUGCUGCCACCAACCCCUCAAGCAUCAGCAGGGAAAGAGGAUGCUGCCAAUUCAACGCCGCUUUCCGAGCAAGCAGCCCUGACUCUCGCCCUCAUCGACUCUCUCUCCUUGCUCCGCGUCGACGAUCUGGAAGAGUGGCUUCCCCUGACAGCGAAGCUCAUCAACUCGAUCCAGGACUCCGGCAUGAGGAACACCUGCGUCGAGCGCUUCUGGGACGCGCUGAGCAGCGGCGAGAUGGACGUUCAGCGCGCCAACUUUUGCGUGACGUGGUGGAGCACGCGCGGCGGGCGGGAGCUCGUCCUCUUCGGCGAGCAGCAGCAGCAGCAGCAGCAGUCGUCCCACGAAGAGGCGGUCAUGAGCGGAGGACUAGGUCCGGUGGCUCCCGAGAGCAAACUAUGA
This is a messenger RNA of Rasamsonia emersonii CBS 393.64, 2079 nucleotides long. RefSeq lists its product as uncharacterized. Bases 1 to 2079 code for a protein of 692 amino acids. The transcript is spliced from 4 exons. The record is from RefSeq and is a predicted model, not a curated record. Lineage: Eukaryota; Fungi; Ascomycota; Eurotiomycetes; Eurotiales; Trichocomaceae.